Dentiscutata heterogama is the source of this 281-nucleotide messenger RNA. The record is from the annotation of a GenBank genome assembly. NCBI's taxonomy places the organism in Eukaryota, Fungi, Glomeromycota, Glomeromycetes, Diversisporales, Gigasporaceae.
GCGGUAUUGAUCCUACUAAUACGGGGCAUAAUUAUUGUAAAACGAAAAUCGGUCGGUCAAUCGUUCCGCAGCAAUCGGGUUCGAAUAACCGACCAACAGAAUACAGGUACGAAAGAGGCUGUAAAGUGGGUGCUAGUUUCUCCCGAAGGGCCAGAAGGCCUUUACGUACCAGAUGUGAUAUUAUUCAUCACAUAGUUUGGGACGUCCCAAAUAGGUCGCAUAUUCUACUUAAACUUAUUGAAAUAAAUCAUGAUGAAGAACUUCAAGGUCAAUAUCCGUAG